CUCGUCUUCUUCCUCGAUCCAGCGGCGCCAACAGCCUCUAUAAAGCACGGCUCCCCAGACCCCGGUGGCAACGCACACCACCCCGCAGGGAAGCCGCAACAUUCCGCUCGACGCCCGCCAUUCCCAUCCACCUCGGCUUCGCCGCUACACCCGGACUCUGAAACGAUGGCGGCCAAGGUGGUGGACCUGCGGUCGGACACGGUGACCAAGCCGUCGGAGGCCAUGCGGGCCGCCAUGGCCGCGGCGGACGUCGACGACGACGUGCUGGGAGCCGACCCCACGGCCCGGCGCUUCGAGGCGGAGAUGGCCCGGAUCAUGGGCAAGGAGGCGGCGCUGUUCGUGCCGUCCGGCACCAUGGCCAACCUCAUCUCCGUCCUGGCGCACUGCGACGCCAGGGGCAGCGAGGUCAUCCUCGGCGACGACUCCCACAUCCACGUCUACGAGCACGGCGGCAUCUCCACCCUCGGCGGCGUCCACCCCAGGACUGUCCCCAACAACCCCGACGGCACCAUGGACGUCGACAGGAUCGUCGCUGCCAUCCGGAGCCCCGACGGCGCGCUCUACUACCCCACCACCAGGCUCAUCUGCCUCGAGAAUACCCAUGGAAAUUCUGGUGGGAAGUGUCUGACUGUCGAAUAUACUGACAAGGUUGGGGAAGUUGCAAAGGCUCAUGGCUUGAAGCUUCAUAUCGACGGAGCUCGUAUUUUCAAUGCUUCUGUUGCGCUUGGAGUUCCUGUCGAUACACUUGUGAGAGCUGCUGAUUCAGUUUCGGUAUGCCUGUCGAAAGGGAUAGGUGCUCCUGUUGGAUCAGUUAUUGUUGGUUCCAAGGCCUUCAUAAACAAGGCUAAAAUUCUUAGGAAGACGCUAGGUGGUGGAAUGAGGCAGGUAGGGGUUCUCUGUGCUGCUGCAGAAGUCGGAGUUCGCGAUACCAUCGGCAAGCUUACCGACGACCAUAGGAAGGCCAAAGUUUUAGCUGACGGACUGAAGAAAAUCGAACAGUUUACAGUUGAUUUGACUUCAGUGGAGACCAAUAUGGUAUUCUUUCACAUGGCGGAUCCACGCAUCACUCCGGCCAAACUGUGCAAAGUCCUGGAGCAGCGCAAUGUGCUUGCAAUGCCAACAAGUUCCAAGAGCGUAAGACUUGUGGUUCACUACCAAAUUUCAGAUAGUGAUGUCCAGUAUACCCUGACAUGCAUCGAGGAAGCCGUUGGUGAAAUACUGGCAUGCGACGCUAAACUGGAGCGUCCGACGAACGGCGCCGCCGCGAAUUCAUAAGGGCACUAGCACUAAGCUAGCAAGGCCACUUCCUCUUUGUGGCAACCUAUGCACAAUGCAUCGAUGAAGAAAUGCAGUACCAUCCUGCUUGUUUUUGGUCGUGGCCUUGGUGACAGUAUCGACAACUGUGCGGAAUAAUCGAUUGCCUGCUUAUGAGUCCAAUGUCAAUGUGAACGUUGUUCUUCAGCUUGGAUAACAUGAUAUGCAAUCCAGCUAGGGAUAAUAAGGAUACUGGAAAUGUUGGCCAUCGCUUGUCCACAAGCGUAUUUUUUAAAUUCAUGUAUAUUUUUUGGGAUACACGACCGUUUUUUUAAUUUCGAAAAUGUUUUUCUUUA
Messenger RNA from Hordeum vulgare subsp. vulgare (domesticated barley), 1610 nucleotides. Its product is annotated as probable low-specificity L-threonine aldolase 1. The record is from RefSeq and is a predicted model, not a curated record. Gene Ontology annotation, molecular function: L-allo-threonine aldolase activity. Lineage: Eukaryota; Viridiplantae; Streptophyta; Magnoliopsida; Poales; Poaceae. The transcript has 10 exons. Gene Ontology annotation, cellular component: cytosol. Gene Ontology annotation, biological process: L-threonine catabolic process; glycine biosynthetic process. The coding region runs from base 166 to 1275 and encodes 369 amino acids.